AGACGAUGUAUGUUCAGUCUGCAAAAUUCCAAAUCGUCUUUAGUUUGCUUAGAGAAUCCACAAAUAAUUAUUAGCUUACCAAACAAGAACGAAAGAAGAAAACAAUCGACAUAUAUAUAUAUGUACAAAGUGUUGAUAUAUAUAUAUAUAUAUAUAUAUAUAGCGUGUAUCUAUGGUGAAGAAUUGUAGCAAUUACAAUUAUUGAUCAUAGAUUUCCGAUAACUGAUCAUGGGCCAGACACUAUCGGAACCGGUGACCACCAAGGACUCGUCGCGCUGCUCCAACACCUUAUACUUAGUGGGCAGCAGCUGCAUGCAGGGCUGGCGCGUCGAAAUGGAGGAUGCCCACACACAUAUUCUAUCCCUGCCCGACGAUCCCAAUACGGCCUUCUUCGGAGUCUACGACGGCCAUGGCGGUGCGGCUGUGGCCAAGUUUGCGGGCAAGCACUUGCACAAGUUCAUUACCAAGCGGCCGGAAUACUUUGGCAGCUCCAUCGAAUUGGCCAUGAAGCGCGCCUUCCUCGACUUCGACCGCGAGAUGCUGCACAACGGCGGCUGGGGCGAGCAGAUGGCCGGCUCCACGGCCUGCGUGGUGCUGAUCAAGAAUCGGCGCCUCUACUGUGCCAAUGCCGGCGACUCGCGAGCCAUUGCCAGUGUGGGGGGCGCGACGAUCGCCCUCUCCGUGGACCACAAGCCCUCUAACGAAACGGAGGUGAAGCGCAUUCUGGCCGGCGGCGGUCGCAUCGAGAACAAUCGCGUCAACGGCAACUUGGCCCUGUCCCGUGCGCUGGGCGACUUCAUGUACAAGCGAAAUACCAGCAAGAAGCCGGAGGAGCAGAUUGUUACCGCUAAUCCGGACGUGACGACCUGCGAUAUCGACGACACUUGGGAGUUCAUUCUGUUGGCCUGUGACGGCAUAUGGGAUGUGAUGAACUCCCAACAGGUGGGUGACUUUGUGCGCGAACGCAUCGGAUUCGGCAUGCAGCCAGACGUGAUCUGUGAGGAGCUGAUGACCUACUGCCUGGCACCGAAUGCCUACAAUUAUGGACUGGGCGGCGACAAUAUGACCGUUAUACUCGUGUGCAUGCUGCACGACAAACCCUACGAGGAGCUGAGGGUGCGCUGCGGCUUCAAGGCAGGUGGCGUCGGCGAUGCUCUUCCAGUCCUAAAGUAUCAAUUGCCGAGACCUAUCAACAGUCGUCACCUGGGGAGUGCCUGAGUUGGCGUCUUUGGAUCUGAGAUUUGCAGACGUUUUUUUUUUUCAUUUUUGUUAAUCGUUGAUGACAUAUUUUUGGCAUAUCGCAUACCACUCCAAGUUUCAUC
Molecule: messenger RNA, 1322 nt
Organism: Drosophila navojoa
Lineage: Eukaryota; Metazoa; Arthropoda; Insecta; Diptera; Drosophilidae
Gene: Ppm1
Product: PP2C family serine/threonine-protein phosphatase Ppm1
Biological process (GO): protein dephosphorylation
Molecular function (GO): cation binding; protein serine/threonine phosphatase activity
Source: RefSeq, a predicted model, not a curated record